Vicia villosa (hairy vetch) is the source of this 3959-nucleotide messenger RNA. RefSeq lists its product as uncharacterized. The record is from RefSeq and is a predicted model, not a curated record. The transcript has 17 exons. Gene Ontology annotation, molecular function: GTPase activity; GTP binding; U3 snoRNA binding. Bases 127 to 3708 code for a protein of 1193 amino acids. Gene Ontology annotation, cellular component: nucleus; 90S preribosome. Gene Ontology annotation, biological process: maturation of SSU-rRNA from tricistronic rRNA transcript (SSU-rRNA, 5.8S rRNA, LSU-rRNA); ribosome biogenesis; endonucleolytic cleavage of tricistronic rRNA transcript (SSU-rRNA, 5.8S rRNA, LSU-rRNA). NCBI's taxonomy places the organism in Eukaryota, Viridiplantae, Streptophyta, Magnoliopsida, Fabales, Fabaceae.
CCGGGUCGAGCAUUCACCCAUAGAACCAAAUUGUAACUGCCACUGCAGCUCUGAAAUUGGAACCCCUUAAAAACCCUAAACCCCAACAGAACUAUCCAAUCACCACACUAUACCAAUUUCGUCACCAUGGCUGUCAAUGACGCCGAUCAAUCUCACAAAGCUCACAGGACCCGUCAAGCCGGUCCCAAGAAGAAGAGUAAAUCUAAGAAGAACCACGAUGCCGAUGACGGUCAGAUUAUGCGCAACCCCAAGGCUUUCGGUUUCUCCUCAUCCAAAAAAGUCCAGCGAUUACAAUCACGCGCCGUCGAGAAAGAACAGCGCCGCCUUCAUGUUCCCAUCAUUGAUCGCUCUUACGGCGAAGCUCCUCCAUUCGUCAUCGUCGUGCAGGGUCCUCCCGGGGUUGGAAAGUCACUUUUGAUUAAGUCUCUGAUUAAGCAUUACACAAAGCAUAACUUGCCUGAAGUUCGUGGUCCAAUUACAAUUGUAUCAGGAAAGCAAAGGAGGUUGCAGUUUGUGGAGUGUCCAAAUGAUAUCAAUGGCAUGAUAGAUGCAGCCAAGUUUGCUGAUCUAGCACUUCUACUUAUUGAUGGAAGUUAUGGUUUUGAAAUGGAAACAUUUGAAUUUCUUAAUAUUAUGCAAGUUCAUGGGUUCCCAAAGGUCAUGGGGGUUCUUACACAUCUUGAUGGAUUCAAGGAUGUUAAAAAGUUGAGAAAAACUAAACAACGACUCAAACACCGGUUUUGGACUGAGAUAUAUGAUGGAGCUAAAUUGUUUUAUUUAUCAGGCCUUAUUCACGGAAAGUAUGUCAAGCGUGAAGUUCACAAUCUGGCUCGAUUCAUAUCAGUCAUGAAGUUUCAUCCUUUAUCUUGGCGAACUUCCCAUCCCUAUGUUUUGGUGGAUCGUUUUGAAGAUAUCACUCCUCCUGAACAAGUGCAUGCAAAUAAUAAAUGUGACAGAAAAGUCACUCUUUAUGGCUAUCUUAGAGGUUGUAAUAUGAAAAAGGGCAAUAAGGUGCACAUAGCUGGAGUGGGCGAUUAUGGUUUAGCUCAUGUAACUGGUUUACCUGAUCCAUGCCCUCUACCUUCUGCUGCCAAAAAGAAAGGACUGCGUGAUAAAGAGAAGUUAUUUUAUGCUCCCAUGUCUGGCGUUGGGGAUCUUUUGUACGACAAAGAUGCUGUGUACAUAAAUAUUAAUGACCACUUUGUUCAAUUUUCAAAAGCUGAUGAUGAAAACACUGCUUCGACAAGCAAAGGAAAUGAAAGAGAUGUAGGAGAGGUUUUGGUGAGAUCACUUCAGAAUACCAAAUACUCAAUCAAUGAAAAGCUAGAGAGUAGCUCUAUCAAUCUUUUUAGCCAAAAUCCAAGAGUGUCCCCAGAAGCUCUAUGUGAUGUACAGGGUACAGAUCAUGCUGUAGAGGAGGAUAGUGAUGAAGAUAAUAAUGGAGUGGAUUCAGAUGGUUCAGAAUCAUCUGAUCAGGAUGAAGCUGAUGAGGCUAAUGGUUCUCUUGAUGAUGGCAAUGCAACAGAUGGUAAAGCUACAAACAGAGAGCACUUAAAUGAACGGAUGGAGUUUCACAAUGGAAGACAAAGGAGAAAAGUAAUCUUUGGAAAUGAUGUUGGUCAAAGUGAUCUAGUGGAUUCAGAAGAAGAUGAUGAAGAAGAGGAAGAGGAUGGUGCUGCCGACGAUAAUGAGGAAUCUUCCGAUUCAGAAUCUUCCGAUUCAGAAUCUUCUGAAGGGAAAGGAGAUGACAGUGACGAUGACACACAUGAUGGCAUGGGAAAUGUGUCAAAGUGGAAGGAAUCAUUGUCAGAAAGAACUCACGCCUUAAAAGCUGCUAGUUUGAUGCAACUCGUGUAUGGGGAAUCUACUAAUGAUUCGACUUCUAUGAAUAAAGAGAAUGAUAGUAGCGAUGAUGAAGAUGGCGACUUUUUUAAGCCUAUAGAAGAAGUGAAAAAGCAUAAUAUGAGAGAUGGACCAGAUGAUAGUAUGGUCGAUGCUGAGGAUUGUUCCAAGUGUGCCAAACUUAUAAGCCAGAAAUGGGAUGAGAAAGAUAAAGGGGAGAUUCAGAACCGCCGUUUUGUGUCUGGAAAUUUGGCAAAAGCUGCAUACAAAAAUGAACUGCAAAAAGCUAAUACUGAGGAAGAUGAUGAAAAUGUCUAUGGUGACUUUGAAGAUUUAGAAGCAGGAGAAAACAAUGAGAUUUAUCAGACAGAUGCAGUAGCAACAACACAUAGGGGAGUAGAUUUAGAAGCUGAGGAGCGAAGGAUUAAGAAACUUGCUCGUCGUGCAAAAUUUGAUGCUGAAUAUAAUGGUGACCCUGAGACACCAGAGGAAGAUGCUGUCGAAGAAAAUGAAGCCCAGUUCCAUCGUGAUCAACCCACUGAAAGUAACUAUUUUGAUAAGUUAAAGGAGGAAAUUGAGCAUCGAAAGCAAAUGAAUAUUGCGGAACUUGAGGAUCUUGAGGAGGAUACCAGAAUAGAUGUAGAAGGCUUCCGCACAGGGACAUACCUAAGAUUGGAGGUUAAUAAUGUUCCGUAUGAAAUGGUUGAACACUUUGAUCCCUACCAUCCAAUAUUGGUUGGAGGGGUUGGUUUAGGAGAGGAAAGUGUUGGAUACAUGCAGGCCAGGUUAAAGCGGCAUAGGUGGCACAAUAAAGUGCUGAAAACUAGAGACCCAAUUAUUGUUUCUGUUGGAUGGAGGCGUUACCAGACAACACCAGUUUAUGCUAUUGAGGAUCUCAAUGGAAGACAUCGAAUGCUAAAAUACACUCCAGAACACAUGCAUUGCCUUGCUAUGUUUUGGGGCCCUCUUGCACCUCCCAACACUGGAAUAAUUGCUGUUCAGACUUUAUCAAACAAGCAGGCAUCUUUUAGGAUUACCGCAACUGCAGUUGUCGUUGAGUUUAAUCAUGCUGCCAGGAUAGUGAAGAAAAUCAAAAUGGUUGGCUAUCCAUGCAAGAUAUUCAAGAAAACAGCUCUUAUCAAGGAUAUGUUCACUUCAGAUCUUGAAGUAGCUCGGUUUGAAGGCGCGGCUAUUCGAACAGUCAGUGGGAUUAGGGGGCAGGUCAAGAAGGUUGCAAAAGUAGAGAUAGGUAACAAGCCAAAAGGGAAGGGCGGGCAGAUCAAAGAAGGAAUUGCUAGGUGCACUUUUGAAGACAAAAUUCUGAUGAGUGACAUUGUUUUCCUGCGAGCAUGGACUCAAGUUGAAGUUCCUCAGUUUUAUAAUCCAUUGACAACAGCGUUGCAGCCUCGUGACCAGACAUGGAAAGGAAUGAGAACUGUUGCAGAAUUGAGAAGAGAAUUCAAUCUCCCUAUUCCUGUAAACAAGGAUUCUCUUUACCAGAAAAUUGAAAGGAAACCUAGAAAGUUCAAUCCAUUGGUGAUUCCCAAGUCUCUACAGGCAAAUCUUCCCUUUGAAUCAAAACCUAAGAACACACCCAAGCACAAAAGGCCGUUGCUUGAUGAGAGAAGGCAAAAGGGUGUUAUCAUUGAUCCUCGCGAGAAAAAGAUUCAUGCUCUUGUUCAACACCUUCAGUUAAUGAAAGGUGAAAAGAUGAAAAAGCGGAAGUUUAAGGAAGGGGAGAAGAGAAAAGCUAAUGAAGCAUUGAAAGCAAAAGAGGAGGAAUUGUCGAAAAAACGGCGGAGAGAGGAAAGGCGAGAGAAAUACCGAAAAGAAGACAAGCUCAACAAGAAAAUUCGGAGAGCAUAGGUUUGAAUAUUCGUUCUAACUUGGAAAUGGAACCAUCGUCUACACCUUUGAAAAAGGAAAACCCUUCAUGCUUUAUUAUUAUGGAAAUCAAAUAAGAGCAAGCUUAAAUUAUUUUGGCCAUCAUUCAUGGAGAUUACUUUAGAAAUGAUGGUACUGAUUUUUGGAAUUAUAUUUGUUUUGCAUUUAUUUUGUUGACUUUGACAUGAAUUGUAUCAUGCCACCUGACAAUUACUAUAGUUGUUUUAUUUGUA